Molecule: messenger RNA, 873 nt
Organism: Gymnodraco acuticeps
Lineage: Eukaryota; Metazoa; Chordata; Actinopteri; Perciformes; Bathydraconidae
Product: extensin-like
Exons: 3
Coding region: 1-873 (290 amino acids)
Source: RefSeq, a predicted model, not a curated record
AUGGUGUCCUUCCAACCCCAGAAGCCCAAAAACCUUCCAAAGCCCCAGCAGGCCGGCUACAACCCUAAGCCCCACCAGCCCAAACCUCAGCAGGCCGCCAACCCUUCAAAUCCCCUGCAGUCUUGGUACCAGCCCAAACCCCAGCAGACCAAGCCCAACCAGCCCUCCUACCCUUCAAAUCCUCAGCAGGCCAAGCCCUACCAGCCUUCAAAUCCUCAGCAGGCCAAGCCCUACCAGCCUUCAUACCCUUCAAAUCCUCAGCAGGCCAAGCCCUACCAGCCAGCCUACCCUUUGAAUCCCCAGCGGGCUACCAACCCUUCAAGUCCCCUGCUGUCUAGGUACCAGCCAAAACCCCAGCAGCCUUCUUACCAUUCAAAUCCUCAACAGGCCAAGCCCUACCAGCCAGCAAACCCUUUGAAAUCCCCAGCGGGCUACCAACCCUUCAAGUCCCCUGCAGUCUCGGUACCAACCCAAACCCCAGCAUCCUGCCUACCCUUCAAAUCCUCAGCAGGCCAAGCCCUACCGGCCUUCAUACCCUUCGAAUCCUCAGCAGGCCAAGCCCUACCAGCCUGCCGACCCUUCAAAUCCCCUGGCAGUCUAGGUACCCGGCCAAAACCCCAGCAGCCUUCCUACCUUCAAAUCCUCAGCAUGCCAGCCCCUACCGCCUCCUACCCUUCGAAAUCCUCUAGCAGGCCAAGCCCUACCAGGCCCUCAUACCCUUCAAACCCUUCAGCAGGCAAACCCCUGCAAUGGGUGUGCUCCAAAGUAAAAGCUGGGCAUGUGGAAACUUUCCUUCCCAAGGAAGUGGUUGCUUCUGGCUCUAAUGUGCAGCCCACUGACUCAAACUCGCACUUUGAUCUGGCACCCAAGUAG